AUGGAGCCAGAUGUACAAAUUCCUUCAACGUCCAGUACACCGAUGGAGACUGAUGAUAUCGUGCCACCAACGUCUGCCAUACCUUUCGCUGUGCCACACACACCCCAUAACGCCAAAGCGCAACGACAAAGUAUGUAUAGAAAACGUAAGGCCGCGGAAAGAACUCCUGCAGAGGCAGCAGAUUUUGCAAAAGCAGCCGCCGAAAGACAACGUAGAUGCAAGCAACGUAGACUCGCCAACUCAGCUCUUGACACCGGCACACUAGAACAGCGUAGAGCUGCUCAAAUUGUUUCACAAAUAAGUACUCCACCGACUCACACAGCAGUGCAACCGGAACAAUCAACCUGGAAUAUCAAAUGGUCGUCGUCAAUAAAGAGGUUUAAAACUACAUUUCUGGACAACGAAUUUGGCCACGCUUGCUCUGUUUGCGACCGAUUGUGGUUCAAGAAUGACCUUAAAAUCAUCACUGCUGCACAACUACAGGUCAUAUCGGAUUGGUUCGUUAAGGAAAAUAGGCAACUACGCGAGGAGGAUUAUACGCAUAUUUGCAACACCUGUAGAUUUUCGCUGAACAAACAUAAGAUUCCUACCCUUGCAAAAGUGAAUGGCUUCUCAUAUCCAGAAAUACCUCCUGGCUUACCGCCACUGGAUCCAAUUAGUGAACGAUUAAUCUCACCACGUCUGCCAUUCAUGCAAGUGCGUCGUCUGCGGCAUGACUUCUCUUAUGGAAUUAUUGGUCAAGUGAUCAACGUUCCAGUCAACGUAGAAGACAUGGUAAAAUGCUUGCCCCGGCAUUUAGAUGAGGACGACGUCAUUAAUGUCAACAUCAAACGGAAUCUCGCACACAAAACAAAUUACAUCAGUGGCUACAUGUCCAAAAGGACAAUCAAAGAAUGGUUGGAUGUACUUCAAAAUUCAAGUCUAUAUCGCUUGUACGAUAUCAAAGUAGAUUUGUCAAGGCUGCAAACUGUCGUGCCACCAGAGGAAGAUUUGCAGGAUGACUCGGCUCAUCGAAUCGAAACAAUCGCCGCCGAGUGUACUCCGGAGUCAGAAAUUCUUGCUUCCAGGCAGCAUACACUACUGUGGAACGAAGAGGAUUGCCUCGAUAUCGCACCAGGACAUCGGGCCAUGCCUCUGAACAUCAUUUACGAUCAUCAUGCUGAAGAACUAUCAUUUCCUGCAAUAUACUACGGCCAGCCUCGUCGCUUUCACAUGGGAGUUUCAGUGACACCUUACAUGAUGGCAACCAGUGAAUUACGACGAAGUGACAGACGCGGAGCCACGCCUCAAAAAGUCUUGUACGUUGCUAUGAAGAUUCUACGUCUCCGCAUGGUGGAUGGCAUUUACAGCACAUUUCGGAAUGUGUCAACCACGGAAAACGUAACUCGACGCAUGUUGGAGGACCCGGAAUUUCUUAAAGAAUUUGUCGUUCAAAAUCUUGCCUUCAUGAAGUCAGUACCUUCUAUGCGGUGA
Parnassius apollo (apollo) is the source of this 1473-nucleotide messenger RNA. The record is from the annotation of a GenBank genome assembly. NCBI's taxonomy places the organism in Eukaryota, Metazoa, Arthropoda, Insecta, Lepidoptera, Papilionidae.